AUGGAGAAGUUGGUCGACGUAGCAGCUAUUAGUGUGUUUUGGGCCGUUAAGGUUAAAGACGAAGAUCCAGUACCUGCACUUCUGGAAGAUAUUUAUCAUACCUUGCAAUUAUGCUUUGAGAAGAAGGGGGAUGCUGAUAUGGUUGAGAGGAUGAAUGGAUAUGAGUGGUCUCAAAAGCUGGUAGGACUCACCGAAAAUGCCAUUAUUUGGUACCCCCAUGGUUUGAACUUAGGGGAUGCAAUUACUAGUUGUGGAGAUUUUCUAAAUGUACCAUUGAUAGGGUCAAAGGGUUGCAUUAACUACAAUCCAGUCCUAGCAGUGAGGCAAUUGGGUUAUCCUAUCACAUACAAGCCAGACGACCGGUUGUUAGAAGGCUUUGUGUUUCAUGAUAUGGAAGACCCCAUUAUGUUGAGAAGGGUUACCCGAGCCUGGGAAAAAGUUUGCUUCAGGGGACAAGACAAAGGAAAAAAUGUUAUAGGCGAUAAAGAACCUUAUUACCAGUGGGUCAUGAAGAGAAGUCAAGAGGUCAAGUUGCCAUUCAUCCUUGAUCCUCCUACUCAACCUCCACCACCAGAACCUAUCCCUAUCUCCAUUGAAGAGGUGGAAGCAUUAAGGGCUACUAUAGCAAGACUUGGGCGAGAAAAAGAGGAGUUGCAGAUAAGCCUUCAACAAGUUUCAAAUGAAAGGAAUAAGAUGAAGUGGGAACUAGAGCGGAAAAUGGCUCAGCUAGAGGAAACUGAGGAAAAGGUCGAUAAAGAAGAGCAUAAGAGAAAGAAGAUGAAAGUAGGCAUGGAACAAGCUGACCUCUACUUAGAAACUAUCAAAGAGCAGUUGAAACAAGUUGAGAAAAAAUGCCAAAAGAAUAACCGAUGGUGGCUACGUGCAACAAAAGAAAAGAAGGAAGUUAGAGAGGCAUUGGAAGUUAAGAUACAUGAUCUUACUGUCUCCCUUCACCAUUCUUAA
Messenger RNA from Lathyrus oleraceus (garden pea), 963 nucleotides. RefSeq lists its product as uncharacterized. Bases 1 to 963 code for a protein of 320 amino acids. The record is from RefSeq and is a predicted model, not a curated record. The transcript is spliced from 2 exons. Lineage: Eukaryota; Viridiplantae; Streptophyta; Magnoliopsida; Fabales; Fabaceae.